CCUCCUGUGUCCAGUACAGGUCCACAGCUCAUGUCAAACCAUCAAGAUUCAUGUAAUUCUGGAGGAGAUGCAAUGUACACAAUGAUGAAGUCUGUACCAGGAGGCAAUAUGCCAGGGUUUCCAAUGGGGCCGGGGCCUGAUGGUCCUAUGGGACCUGACAUGGGUGCAUCUUUAAUGAAUGGUGAUGGCUUGGAUGGAAUAAAAACAUCUCCUGCUAAUGGACCAGGAACUCCUAGGGAGGAUGGACCUCCUAUGGUCGAGUAUGGUAUCCCUGGUUAUGGACAGGAUAGCAUGCCGGGGGAUACAUCAGGAAUUGACAUGCAGUGCCAUUUGCAGGCUUGUGCUGGUCACCAGGGGGCACCCUUGUGAAAUUUAAGUGCAGGAUAGAAUCACAGGAUCAGAAUGAGUCAGCAGCUAUACUAAAAAUCAAAGAGAGCAUGCAAGAGGAAGCAAAAAGAUUUGAGAAAGAUACCCCCCCUGAACAUUCGGAAUACUUUAUGCAAUAAUUUGUACUUUGUGUUUGCUCUCCCUCAAAUUAUUACCUUAAUACAGACACAGUGUGUUCUGAGAUCUUUACCUGGAAAAUGGAUUCUUACAUCUUACGGACAGUGAAAUUGACCUAACCAAAACACUGCUGAAGAUAUUAAUUAAAGUAUAAUGAGCUACAUCGUGGCUGCAACUGUACAGUAGUGGCCAUGUUUAGUUCGGUCUUUAUUUUCCCAUCGGAGCUACUUCUCCAGUGGGUCAACAGUAAGUUUUAUGGGCUUACAGCACUAAAACUGUGGUUCGAUUACCCAUGGUGGGCAAAGUGCAGGUAUCCCAUUGUUUAUAUAUUUGCAUUAAGAAAACGACCAUAAGAUUCUGUACUAAUGAGAGUGUUUUUUUGUGUGUGUGUCUUAUGGAGACUGCAUUUUGAACAUCAUCCUUUUAUUUUCUCAUCUCAAAAUGAUUCAUAACAGAGAUGAUCUAAUCAUUUGCAAUUAAGCAAUUUAAACAUGAGAGUGAUAUGUGAGGGUUGUUUAAAUUCAAAGUACUGCUCCAACAGAGUGAUAUGUGAGGGUUGUUAAAAUUCAAGGUACUACUCCAACAGAGUGAUAUGUGAGGGUUGUUUAAAUUCAAGGCACUGCUUCAACAGAGUAAGAUGUGAGAGUUGUUGAAAUUCAAGGUACUGCUCCAACAGAGUGAUAUGUGAGGGUUGUUUAAAUUCAAGGUACUACUCCAACAGAGUAAGAUGUGAGGGUUGUUCAAAUUCAAGGUACUGCUUCAACAGAGUAAGAUGUGAGGGUUGUUCAAAUUCAAGGCACUGCUUCAACAGAGUAAGAUGUGAGGGUUGUUCAAAUUCAAGGCACUGCUUCAACAGAGUAAGAUGAGAGGGUUGUUUAAAUUCAAAGCACUGCUUCAACAGAGUAAGAUGUGAGGGUUGUUCAAAUUCAAGGCACUGCUCCAACAGAGUAAGAUGUGAGGGUUGUUUAAAUUCAAAGCACUGCUUCAACAGAGUAAGAUGUGAGGGUUGUUUAAAUUCAAGGUACUGCUUCAACAGAGUGAUAUGUGAGGGUUGUUCAAAUUCAAGGCAUUGCUUCAACAGAGUGAUAUGUGAGGGUUGUUCAAAUUCAAGGCAUUGCUUCAACAGAGUAAGAUUUGAGGGUUGUUCAAAUUCAAAGCACUGCUUCAACAGCGUAAGAUGUGAGGGUUGUUUAAAUUCAAGGUACUACUCCAACAGAGUAAGAUGUGAGGGUUGUUUAAAUUCAAAGCACUGCUCCAACAGAGUAAGAUGAGAGGGUUGUUUAAAUUCAAAGCACUUUACCCUAAGAAUAAUAUGAGCCUUUAAAUGGAACUAGUCUUCUCACUGAAAUUGAAUCAGAGUUUUUGUUUAGAUAUUUUGGAGUUUCAUUAAGUGAAUCGUCAGCGAAGAGCUGCCACUUAUCAACUAACGAAUGUUUAUUAUUAAUUACGUGAACUUGUAAGGCAAAUGGGAUAAAAGUGAGCCUAGUGUUAAAAGUCAAAUUUUUGUCAGUAUUUACCUCCUCUGAACUCUGUUACCCAUUGCCUAAUGUGACACUUGAUAAAGGAACAUAUAUAUCAUUAAAGCUGGAAAUACAUAGGUGGUAGCACUUAAGAUCUAUUUUGAAUUUUAUCGAGGUGGAUAGUAUUCCAUUCGUACAUACAUUGAAUUUAUUCAUAUUUGUGAAUACGUAUGGCACUGUUUUCGGUCUUUAUUUAUGUAAAAGUUUCAAUCAGAACUUUGUAAUGUUCCGAUACAUUAGUGAACAUCGAGUUUUGUACAUUUUAUGUGAACUAAUGCAUUUUUAAUUUUUAUGGAGUCGGAGAAUAUUGCAUACUGUGUUUUAACCAGGAGAAAAAUGUACUGACACUUUGAACAAAACAUUCAUACAGCAUGCAUACAUGAUCAGUAGAUGUAAAGUCUUUUAAUUUUUGUCCAAUUUUUUCAAUUACACCAUUAAAAUAUGGAGUCAGUUUCUCUGCAGUCGACGGAAUGCAGAUAGCCCAUCCUGUAUCUUUGUACUAAAAAAAAACAGUUUCAAUCAUGUUCAUAUCUAGUUUUUUUAUUUCUGAGAAGCAGUGAGAGGAUUGUAUGGAAAAAUAAGAGUGGAUAUUAACUACUCUUUGUGCCAAGUUUGAAAUUUGUGAAAUUUAUAUAUAUAUAUACAUAUAUUUAUAAUGUUUUGUUGCUCUGUUCCGAAUAAUAAUGUGUUUAUAUAAUUCAUUAAGUAAAAUUCUUGAUCAUUUGAAUUUAUUGAAACUCGUUAAUUUUUAAUAGCAUUUGUGAACAAAAUUUUUUCUUUUAAAAAUUAUAGUUUUUAAUGUGUAUUUUUUAUCAGGAAUAUUUUAAUUUUAUCUGUACAAUACUCCUACAACAAAGUAUUUUUCUCUCGAUGUUUUUUUCAGCUCUUACAGUUCUUUAGGCUGUAAUUGAAUCAUGAAUCUGUGUAAUUGAUUGUUUUGAAGCAGUAGGUAACGAUUCAUUUAUAUGUUUGUGUAUGGCUCGCACAUUGUAGUGAUAGGCUUAUGACAGUAGAAUGGUGUUUUUUAUCCCGUUUCAGACAUAAGAUACGUAACAGUAUGUUUUGUUGCAUUUUAUAUUUUUUUAAGCCAUUAAAACAUUAAUUAUAAAAAUGGUAUGUAUGUAUAUUUGAUGUAAAUUUUAUUUGUUUAAAAAAAAAGGAAAAAAGGUCAUUUUUUCGUACUAGUACAUAGAUCUUAAAAUUCUGUGUUUAAGAUGUUGGGUGAUAAUAAACAUACAUCUUAAUUGUACUUUUAUUUAAACAGCAACUAAGUGGAGGAAAGUAUGAGUUACUCUGUGUAAAACUGUGGCACAUGAUUCAAAAGUAUGAGUUACUCUGUGUAAAACUGUGGCACAUGAUUCAAAAGUAUGAGUUACUCUGUGUAAAACUGUGGCACAUGAUUCAAAAGUAUGAGUUACUCUGUGUAAAACUGUGGCACAUGAUUCAAAAGUAUGAGUUACUAGGUGUAAAACUGUCACACAUGAUUCCAAAACAAUGAAUUUAUUCUUCCAUAUUUAAUUUCAGUAAUGCUGUUAUGUAAGUUUUGCUUCACAAUUGAUAUGACAAAUGUCGUCUUAUUUUGAGGUCUGCUUAUGCCACCCUGGAUAAAAGAUCUUUUGCUCCGUUGUUCAAACUAGGCUAAAACACAGAAUUUGUUUAAUGUAACAAAAUGUUGAAAAAAACAACAUGGUUUGUUAGUAUGUGAAUAUUCGCAGAACAAAAAAAAAAAUUGUUGGGCAUUAGAUAAAAUGUACGAGGUGGAACAAAACCGAUGGCUAAGUUAACUUCAAAUACAAAGUAGAAGUCUGUUUCUGUAAAUAAAGUACUUUUUACAGCUA
This is a messenger RNA of Limulus polyphemus (Atlantic horseshoe crab), 3862 nucleotides long. Its product is annotated as single-stranded DNA-binding protein 2-like. The record is from RefSeq and is a predicted model, not a curated record. Lineage: Eukaryota; Metazoa; Arthropoda; Merostomata; Xiphosura; Limulidae. Bases 31 to 369 code for a protein of 112 amino acids. The transcript has 6 exons.